This is a messenger RNA of Helicoverpa zea (corn earworm), 4401 nucleotides long. Its product is annotated as tumor protein p63-regulated gene 1-like protein. Bases 97 to 1167 code for a protein of 356 amino acids. The transcript has 6 exons. Gene Ontology annotation, cellular component: cytoplasm. The record is from RefSeq and is a predicted model, not a curated record. Lineage: Eukaryota; Metazoa; Arthropoda; Insecta; Lepidoptera; Noctuidae.
UAUCAGUCCGUCGGUCGAUUAUUUUAUUUACGCAGAGGAAUUUAAUAUUUAUAAAGAAAACAGUGGUUUGAGUAAAUAAAGCUACAUAAUUACACGAUGAGUGAUUUAUUGGAUGAAGACUUGGAGUUCCGCGGCGGUACCUUGCAGCUGUCGACGGACACGAGCGUGGCCGAUGUUUCUGAAAGUAAUCGUAAUAAUACUCACGAUAAUACAGCGAGAAGGAAACCCCCGACUGGUGUUAAUCCCUCAGUGUUGUCUGGUGCAAAUUCCUUGACCUCCUCCACAUCUUCCUUUGCCGAUGCCAGAGGUCCCGAGGAGCAGGCAAACUCAGCAGCGGCUCCACCCGAUGACAACCAGGCAGUAUUUCCUCGUUACGAUGUCCCAUUUGACAAAGAGAAUAUCAAAGACUUCUUUACCUUCCGUAAAGGAGUUGUGGACACAGCUAUUCAGGAGUGUAUCACGGCACUCUUAUUCCCCGAGGAUGGAGAGUACUUAGGAUCCUGGUUGUUGACAGAGAUAACUCUAUGGGACAAUGAAAAGGAGAGGAUUGUGCUUCUCACAUCAAGAUUGGUGAUGACGAUCAAAUAUGACUUCAUUGCCAUGAAGCAGCUGGACUUCAAGAAGACGUACUUGGAUGACCUGGAUACUAUCGUUAUCGGGGAGCUGGUUUAUCCUCCAUCAUCCUUAGUUCCUCGCCUGAACGGCAUCGCAAGUGGUGUGACGACGGUCGUCAAAGACUGCGUCAUAGACCGCCUCUGCCGCCGACCCUCUCACGAAGACGCCGACCAUCAGAACAGUAGACUGUUCGAUCCCAAGUAUUUUGAACCUAGAGAGCGCCACCUCCGUGGCGUGCGACUGAUGUGGAACAAAGGUGAGCCAGUGCCGCUGAAAACCGUGUGGAACCCCUUCAGCCAAGAUGUGCCGUUCCUCACCUACGCCUCACACCCUAUCUUCUGGCAUAAAGAGGGAACAGCCGAAGAAAAAUCAACAUACGACAUGGAAACUUUCGCCCUCAAACUGCAAAGGGCUAUAGAGAACAUGACAUCUUCAGCUUGCUGCAUACACCACUCCCCUAUAGUCAUACAAAGCUACGUGGGAGUCACCUCUCUCCUACACAACAAGACUGGUAUGGGCUUCUUCAAGGUCAGGGGCAAAUUCAGCUUCUAAGGUACAAGACAUUAGGUUCAAUUUUGAAUAUCAUGUUAUAAGGCACUGUUGUGGAAGAACGGUGAUGAUGAUUUUGGCUGUAGGUAGAUAAUGGUGGCUGGAACUUUGUUAUAUUUGUAACGGGGUAAGGAGUGGUUGAUAGAAGAAGCUGGAAGGUUUGAGAAUUGAUCUCAAAAAGGCAUUUGUUGAUCAAGAAAUCUCGCAGUUAGCUACAAAAUUAGACCCUAGUCAAUAGUAUUUGCUCAAUCAUUUUCACAUCAAGAUUUCUCGUUACCAUAAAUAAUACCCAUAAUUUAAUCAGUACUAAAGAUAUCAUUUGAAAAAAAGAGUGGUUUUUAUUUGUAAGAAAAGCUGCAUUAAUUAUCAUUAAAUUUCAUUAUGCCAGGUAUCUAAAUAUAGCAAGGUUCCAGUUGAAGAAUACUUAAUCAAUAUUUAUAAAUAAAUUGUUAAAUUAAAAGUUCUAUUGUAUAAAUUAUUGAAUAAUUACGGCUUGGCGUUGGAAAUAAACCUUUUAGAAAUUAAAAAGGCUUAAUAGAUAUCAAGUUAGGGGAAAGGGUAGGUUAGAGAAAUACAAGAAUACUUUAGUUAAGAGCUCACGGCGCUUUUUAACUUGAAGUAAAAAACGGAGUCUCGAAAAAUUAUCUAGUGAACCGAGGAAUAAAAAAUGCGUGGUGAUUCUUUUAUAUUAAGACAUUGUUGCUUGUGAUAAUUUUAAUUUAAUUUUAGUUGUACUUGUACUCAAUUUGCAUUGUCUUUUGAAUUAAUUUAACACGUAGUCUCGAUGCAAUAUUGUUAGUCCUUUAAACUUUAAGGAAAUUAAUCAUCAAUUGUUGAAAAUUAUUCACCGUAAUCUGCCAAUUUAAUAAAUAAUAAUAAUUUAAUAUCUAUUAAUAGAUGACAAAGUCGUCCCUUUAUGAAGAAACAUUAACCGUAAACGAAAUAGAUCUAAUCGCCUAAAGUAGUAUUUGAUUUAAUAAAUAUGAGAUUGCUAGAAUAGUGUAGUAGUACAUUUUAAUUUGUCGAUAUCGAUGGUUAUUAUAGAAUGUUAUGGGGACUGUAUACAAGUAAGUGAUGAAAUAAAAUAUGUAUUCUCAAAUUAUUAAAAAACAUGUUCAAUAUUAGAAUGAGAAUAAUUAUUGUAUAUCGUAGCUUUUGCAUACAUUAGUUAAAAUAAAUAGGAGUGCGUAUUUUAUUCGUUGACUAGGAAUAAUUGUUUGUUGCCAAAUGAAACGAUGGAAUGAUAUCCAGUGUCUGGUUAUAGGCUGGUCGAUAAAAUCAGACUGGAUGUGCAAAUAUUUCUAACGUAUCUCUAAACUUAAACGUGAAGGAAUUGAGUUAGUGCUGCGCUCACCAACAGUCGAUAAAUUAUCAAAUAAUAAUAAUAUAAUUUAUUCAUAAAUAACUGAAUUGGGGCUUUCUGAAAUAUUUGUGAAGUGCUAUAUUUUCGAUAUAAGAUCGGUCCAGCUUGUGAUCUCUCUCCGGUCGUGUCGGAUUGCCGUCCCAUCGCUCUAUGAGAAUGAAAGAAUAGUGAGUGCACCUGUGUUUGCGCAAAUGCUUGUGCACUAUAAUAUGUCCUGCGCAUCUUCAUUUACCAAUAUUUUGGUAGUCUAUGAAUGCAUUUACGCGUUAGCGAACACGGUACUUGUUGAUGUAAUUUAUCCUUGGUCAGUUUAAUAUAUGUAUCUUAGAUAUAUAUAGGUGCAUCUAAGACCAUAGUAAAUAAUGCCAAUUUUCAUCUUGCGAUAGCAAAAGUAAAAAUACUUGAGUGAGAAAAAAUCAAUGUAUAUUUCUGUAAUUUUCCUUGUUGUGGUUUAUGGCAAUAAGUGAAAGUUUAUUAUGUUAUUCUUUUAAUUAUGUUUAUAUUCUAUGUUUCAAUCUCUCUAGUUUAAAAUAAUGUUAUAUUCGUUAGUCCUACAUAUUUUAAUAUAUGUACCUGCUUCCUUAACCUGUUAUAUACAUACCGUCUUACCACAAAAACUUUUUAACGUCAGUUUAAGCCUUGUCUAAAAAAAUGUCAAAUUAUGACGUUGACAUAUGGUUCAUUUUGGAGCCACAAUUUUUUUAGACAAGUGUAAAACAGGCGUUAAAGUUUUUGUAGUAAGGCCAAUAAAGUUUAUGUAAAUAUACUUUUUAAAUAUAUUUAGUUGUUGUAAUACUGUAGUUUUAUUAUAUAUGUAUAUUGUAUGUGUUGUAAUACAGCUAUGAUUUGUAAUAUCAGCUGCGAAUGUUACAUGUUGAUAAAGUAUGUACAUUCAUAAAUAAAUAUACAUACUAUAUUGUAAAUAUACUUUAUAGAUUUUAUUUAUUAUACAUCAUUAAAGCAACCUGGGCAUUUUCAACUCUAUCACGUUGUAAUUAAGUUUGUUUUUCAUAUAUCUGAUUAUUGAUGGAGUAGUGUGCUCGAUGUUUUUUAUAUCACUGGCCAAUUUAAUCAAAUAUCUCUGAAAUAUUAUUUACGUAUUUUAUAUUCUUCAAUUGAAAUAUGUGUCACAAAGAUAAGAAUAAUGAAAUUAAUAUUGGAAAGUAAAAAAAUUAACAAAAUACACUUGCAUAUCUGAUACCUUAGGUAAAACAGAAGUUGUUAAGUACAUAAUAUAAUGUUGAAAUGUUAUUUCUAUUGUUACCCUACCACGUUUAAUGAAAUUGAUAAUUAAGCUUGUCUGGUUGUUUUCAAAAGAUACAUAUACAAAAAAUAAGUAUAAAUAAUUUAUGUACCAUAGAAAAACAAAAUCAAUUUAGGCACUUUGCAACUAUCAUUGGUCCUCCACUUUAUUGAAAAACGUGGCCCUAGAAAGUACUGACUUUAUUGCUAGGUUUAGUCCAUUAACUUUGUGAUUUAAACCUAGUGCUCAAGCCGGUACUUUUUAAGACCACGUUUUAAAAUAAAGUAGAUAGAGAUUCAAUACAAAGGUCUUAGAACAAGUUCCAUGAACCGUCGUAUAAUUCAUUCAUUACAUAACAUUAAAAUAAAUAACAUAACUUUAACACAUAUAACACCAACUUAAGUGCAUUCAUGUUUUGCAGGCCUAUUAUAUAAUAUAAUACAGCAAUGGUUCUAACUCUAAUCAUAAGAAGUUAGUUACAUACGAUAUCACUAGAUAAAUUCAGAUCACAGAACAUAUAAGUUUUACUUAUGAUAUACGAAAUAUUCCUAUGUUGCUGUUUAUGUAAACGUAUACAUUUGUGUAAUUGAAGUUUGUCUUAUUAUCUAUAACUAUUAAAUAUUUGAAUCAU